This is a messenger RNA of Cariama cristata (Red-legged seriema), 2412 nucleotides long. RefSeq names its product mucin-5AC-like. Lineage: Eukaryota; Metazoa; Chordata; Aves; Cariamiformes; Cariamidae. Gene Ontology annotation, molecular function: protein binding. The transcript has 19 exons. The annotation marks the transcript as partial. The record is from RefSeq and is a predicted model, not a curated record. Gene Ontology annotation, cellular component: extracellular matrix.
AUGGGGUUUGGCAGGGGGAUAUGGGUACCAGAAUGGGCUUUCCUGUUAGCAGUUUGCUGUAUCCAUCAGAUAGGAGCCCAGAAUGAAAUCCAACAGGAAACAAGAAGCACUGAGGUUGUUCAGCAGCAACAAAACACUUCUGCCACAGUUUCAUCUAAAGUGAACAUCAUUCAGCCAAUGCUGACAAAUCCAGUAAUAACAUCUUCCAAUCCUGCUCACAAUGGCCGCGUGUGCAGUACAUGGGGCAACUUCCACUUCAAGACCUUUGAUGGAGACAUAUUCUUCUUCCCUGGGCUCUGUAAUUAUGUUUUUGCAUCCCAUUGCAAUGCUCCCUAUGAGGAUUUCAACAUCCAGAUUAGGCGCAUAGUGGUGGACAAUGCUCCAACAAUCAGUCGUAUCACCAUGCGACUUGAAGGUGUAGCUGCUGAACUAACAAAGGAUGUUGUCAUGAUCAACAGCAACAGAGUUCAACUGCCGUACAGCCAAUCUGGAAUUACGAUAGAGAAAAGCAGUAUUUAUGUGAAAGUUGCCAGCAAAAUGGGUAUUGUGUUAAUGUGGAAUGAAGAUGACAGUAUCUUGCUGGAAUUGAAUGAGAAAUAUGCCAAUCAGACCUGUGGACUUUGUGGGGACUUCAAUGGCUUUCCAAUUUACAAUGAGUUCUAUUCAAACAAUAUUAAGAUGACAGCCUUGCAGUUUGGGAAUAUGCAGAAAAUGGAUGGACCAACAGAAUACUGUGAAGACUCCACUUCUACCCUGCCAGAUAAUUGCACUGAUAAUUUUGAUGACAUAUGCCAGAAAACUUUGACCAGCUCUGCAUUUGCAGAGUGUAACGGGCUAGUUGAUGUUAGUGAGUACAUUAUGGCUUGCCAAGAUGACUUGUGCCUCUCUGAAGAGUCUAAAAACGCCUCGUGUAUCUGUCACACCUUUGCUGAAUACUCCCGACAGUGUGCUCAUGCUGGUGGGCAUCCUCUGAACUGGAGAACCUCAAAACUGUGCCCCAAGAAGUGUCCUUACAACAUGCAGUACCAGGAGUGCAGCUCCCCCUGUGCUGACACAUGCACCAAUCCUGAACGAUCUCAGUUUUGUGAAGAACACUGUAUGGAUGGUUGUUUCUGCCCCCCAGGGACUGUAUUUGAUGACAUCAACAAUUCUGGCUGCAUUCCCCAUCAGCAGUGCUCCUGUGUUUACAAUGGCAACACCUAUGCUACAGGAACUUCUUUUUCAGAGCAGUGCCAUUCCUGUACCUGUAAUGGAGGCCAGUGGAGUUGCCAAGACAUGUCAUGCCCAGGAACAUGUUCAGUAGAGGGAGGUUCGCACAUUUCCACAUAUGAUAGAAAACAUUAUGAUCACCAUGGAGACUGCACUUAUGUCCUUUCUAAGCACUGUAAAGAUGAAACAUUCACCAUCCUGGCAGAACUACGCAAAUGUGGCCUAACAGACACUGAGACAUGCUUAAAGACAGUGACACUCAACAUGAAUAAAGGACAAACUCUCAUCGAGGUCAAACCUGAUGGUGGUGUGUUUGUGAACUCGAUCUACACCCAGCUGCCCAUAUCAGCAGCUAACGUCACCAUAUUCAGACCUUCAUCAUUCUUCAUCAUCAUGCAGACAAACUUCGGCGUCCAACUUGAAAUCCAAAUCAUACCCAUCAUGCAAGUGUUUGUGCGACUGGAUCCUAUUUUCAAAGGCCAGACCUGUGGUCUCUGUGGAAAUUUCAAUAAUAUCCAAACUGAUGACUUCAAGGUCAUAAGUGGAAUAAUUGAAGGAACAGCAACAGCAUUUGCUAAUACAUGGAAAACUCAGGCUUCAUGCCCUAAUACCCAGCGCAGUUUUGAGAACCCUUGUGCACUCAGCAUUGAUAAUGAAAAAUAUGCUCACCAUUGGUGUGGACUACUAACUGACCGCAAGGGACGUUUUGCUGAUUGUCACUAUGCCGUGAAUCCCUCUCUUUACCACAUGAAUUGCAUAUUUGACACAUGUAACUGUGCAAAUAGUGAGGACUGUCUGUGUGCAGCCCUGUCUUCCUAUGUGAGAGCUUGCGCUGCAAAAGGAAUCCAGCUGCGUGGAUGGAGGACUGACGUCUGCUCAAAAUACACCACCUCAUGUCCCAAAUCUCUAAGCUACAGCUAUACUAUCUCUUCCUGUCAACCCACUUGUCGAUCUCUGAGUGAGCCUGAUGUUACAUGCAACAUUAAGUUUGUCCCAGUUGAUGGCUGCACCUGUGUAGAUGGAACCUACAUGGAUGAGAGUGGCAAAUGUGUGCCUGCUAAUGAAUGCCCCUGCUACUACAGAGGAUCUCCCAUACUAUUUGGAGAAGUUGUCAAUGAAAAUGGGCUUAAUGGUACAUAUUCCCCUCAGCUGGACAACAGGGACAGGGAGCAGAAUGAAGCCCCCGUAAUCCAAGGGGAAACG